Molecule: messenger RNA, 195 nt
Organism: Racocetra persica
Lineage: Eukaryota; Fungi; Glomeromycota; Glomeromycetes; Diversisporales; Gigasporaceae
Source: the annotation of a GenBank genome assembly
CAAUCCACAAUUUCACAAGCGGAUAUUCAAUCAUCUUUGAUUUCCCAGGAUAGCAGUUUGGUUGAAAUAGACCAAGAUGAACCUUUUGAUCCUGAAAUGCGCAAGACUUGUGAACAAAAGGUGGCUGCAGUAAAACAUAUGGCUACCCAUCUAGAACAAGAACUUUUAGCAAAUAACUUAAACCAUGUUAUGCAG